UUAAGGACCAGUCUUGAUGUCUAUGCAUAGGGGGAUCGCCCACCGCCAGAAGUUCCACCAGAUCCUUCUGGCUGAUCCCUACUCCGAGGCGUGAUGUGAUGACUUCACUCGCUACGGAUCCAACACUUCCUGAUUCAUAACCAGAGCGCCAUGGCAACAGGCAGAAAAGGGUCCACCUCCAGUAAAGGGGGUGGGGUGCGUUUCCCCGACGACAACGAGCCCCCAGGCUCUCCUACACGCCGUGACGACCAGACCUCCCCGGCAACCAUCACGGCCAUCCCAGAGAAGGACGGCAGCUUCCUGGUCAAGGCCGGGUUCCUGAGGAGUCACCACCGCUAUGAGGUGGUCUUCACCGUGCCGGACGUGCAGACCGUGGGCAAGGAGCUCUGCUCGCUGCAUCCUGCCGCACAUAGCAGCCUCAGAGUCCACUGCAUCACCAGCACACUGGAAGGGGGCAUCAAGGUGACGUGUGAGUACCGGACCCGGCAGGAGGGCGUUCUGCAGGAGGACAUCACCCUGGUGACCAAAGGCAGGAAAGACAUGUGUGUGAAGGUCCGCCUGCAGGCCCGGGUCAUGGACCCCCACCACGGGACCCCCAUGCUGCAGGAGGGGGUGAAGUGUCUGGGGAUGGAGAAGGACAGCCAGGGGAAACACAGCAGCAGCCACAAGAGGAAAUGACCCGACAACACAGCCACAAACACACACACACACACACACACACACACACACACACACACACACACACGUAACAUAACAUUACAUAAAUGCUUGCUUAAAUA
This is a messenger RNA of Gadus chalcogrammus (walleye pollock), 779 nucleotides long. RefSeq names its product adipose-secreted signaling protein homolog. Bases 151 to 678 code for a protein of 175 amino acids. The transcript is spliced from 6 exons. The record is from RefSeq and is a predicted model, not a curated record. Lineage: Eukaryota; Metazoa; Chordata; Actinopteri; Gadiformes; Gadidae.